Cinara cedri is the source of this 43216-nucleotide messenger RNA. The record is from the annotation of a GenBank genome assembly. Lineage: Eukaryota; Metazoa; Arthropoda; Insecta; Hemiptera; Aphididae.
CCCGAGUACACCAAUACAAUAUCUCGCUGUGUAGCGUUUAUUUUUCAUUUGGUGUACAAUUUUUUCUUUCUUUUUAUCUGCCAUUUACCCUCCCCCCUUCCCCCUCACCCCUACGGUAAUAACACGUUAGAGUGCCGUCGCGAAUGUUGAAAGUGCGGUGUUCGUUAAGACUCGAGACGACGCAGCGGCGUGUUUACAGUCGACACGUUGUAGAAAACCACUAGCGACUGUGACUUAUCGUGAGUACCGAACAUUCUUGAUUCUGAGCGAAUGGGGGCGUAUAUUAUUAUUGGUUUUACAAUAGAGUUUAGUUUAGUUUUUUUUUUUUUUUUUUUUAUGUCGCGUUCAAAAUAUCUUCAAGAAAUCUUGCUCCAAUGUAUCGAGUGUACAGUAUCCACCUAUUCUGAAUGGACAUUUUAUUUAGUUAGUACCUACUUUAAAGGAGAUCAUUUUUUGAUUUUCAUAAUAACUGGCAAAAAUCGGGAAAUUUACUAUUCAUUUUUGAGCUAUUUAAUAGAUAUUUUAAUUUGGCGAGUUUUUUCACGUAAUUUUUAUUCGGUAGGUAGGUGGAUAAAAUUAUUAGAACAUACAAAAAUGCUUGACAAUUUAACAGGAGGUUCAUUACCAUAACGCAACAAUAACAUAAGGUGCACUUGGUGAUCAACAAAAAAAGUUAAAUUUAAUGUAGAAUUUUUUUUUUUAAAUAAGAAUUGUAGGCAUAAUACUAAUUUAGCUCCCACGCGAUGUUUUUUUUUUUUGGGGGGGGGGUCAAAUGUGUGUUUUUGCGUGUACAAUAAUAAUGUAAAAAAAAAAAACCAAAGCGGACGAACUUCGUUUUGAAGUUAUGGCGGAAAACCUCACAAAGUUUUUGUUUAUUUGUAAUUAUUGAGAUUUUGAUAACAAUUUUUUUUUUAUUGAAGUCAGAAUAAGGCUUUCUGGUUUAGUUUUAGAGUUACAAACGUUCAAACGCUAAGUGUUUCGCUGCGCUCACUUGGACAAUUUUAAUCGAAACACCCUAGAUUUUUCACUUUUCCCUGUUACCCACAUUUGUUUUGUACAACAAAUCGAAAAUUAUUUUCGAUUAAAUUUUCCGCGCAAGUGAGUGCAGCGUGUAACACUUGGCGUUUGAACGUUUGUAACACUAAAACUAAGCCAGAUAGUCUUAUUUUGACUUCCAUAAAAAAAAACUUUGUUAUUAAAAUCUCAAUAAUUACAAAUAAUAAUAAAAAAUGUUGUAGGUGAGAAGUUUGGAAGGUAGGGAUUUAAUGCAUAUGUGUACGCAAUAAUUAAUCAUUGCUAACGAAAAACGAUUCGGUUAUACAUGUUUUAAAAGGCCAUAAUAUUUACAAUUUUCGUCAAAAUUUGAUAUUAAAAUUUGAACAAAUUUAACCGAUCUCGAUCUCUGCGAACCAAUUUUACUCUUUGAUUGGUCAAUUUGAAUUUUCGCACAUAAUUACUACCGUUAUCGGCUAGUUAAGGCACUAUAAACAUAUGUUCUAUAGUGUUCUAGUCUAGCGUGUCGUUAUUUACCAAAUAUAAUAAAAAAAUAAUUUCAUAUUUUAUCAUUUUCGAAAAAUUUGAAGUUAGCCAUUUUAUUGAGUUUAUUAUUCCGAAAAUUUUGACGUUUCAAUUUUUAAAAUAUUUUUGUAUUUAUUAUUUUAUUCUUCCAACCUAUCUCUAUAUUUUUUAUUUUUAUUUUAUUUUAUUUUUCAGAUUUGGCAUCGUCUGUAGUAAGUCCAAACUACAAUCACAGAUGAGGUGAGUGAAUAGUUAUAUUAAACAGCUAGUGUUCACCCCUAAAUCUUCAUAGUACCUAUUUUUAAAGUAUAAUCUCAUCACAAUAUUGACAAAUAUCUAUAAAAUAUGAAUCCUGGCUGUUAAGAAUGAGUAUCAUUUUUAAUUAUUUUUUUACUUGAAUUGAUUCUUUAGCUAAAUAGACUGAUUAAUUUAAUUAAUUACCACAUUAUAUGUUAUACCAUAUUAUGUUACAUACAGCUAUGGAUUUUUUUUAAGAAAAAUGUAUUAUAAAAGUUGAGUAUUGAAAAAUAACCUUUUAUUACAUUUGUGAAAUACUGUAAAAUUAAUACAAAAUGAUGCUUAAACUUUGUUUAGUUAUAGUUUAACACUAGAUGUUAAGUAGAAAUUAGAGAAUGUUUAAUUUUUGUCUCUUUGAAAAUUAUGAAGAUGUUAUGGGUAAGUAUUGUUUCACCUAAUAUUAUUAUCUUUAUUUUGACCCUAUUUUAUAGGUACCUAUAUCCAACCUACCUACUAUGUAUAUAUAUAUAUUAUUAUAUUAUACUACAAUUCAAGGUUUCUUAAUUUUUUUCUUUUGAAAUUUGUCAUGUUGCAAUCAUAAUAUUCAUUUUCAAUUAAAUUGCUAAGGUCUUUAUAUGUAAAUAUCUCCAAUUCAAAAUACAUAAACAUAAACAUUAAACAUUUUAACAGUUAAGUCAUUAAUCAUUAGGUAAAUACAUUUUUGAAAGAGUUUAUUUUAUUACACAACUCAAUUUACUUUAUAUUUUUUAAUGAAAUAGGUUAUUUUUUGUAAUUUAUUAUAUAAGUAUAGGGUAUUUUUUUUAAGUUUUCAGCUGUCACUUACCAUAUAAAGAAAAAGUUAAUUUAACCACAAAACGAGGAGGAUACAAAAAAAAAUUCAUCUAUGCAUUUAGAUAUUAAUUUGAAAUAAUUAAUUAUUUAGAAUUUUGAAAUGUAUAGUUCCAAGGUAAUGAAUGCAAUUAACAUACAUAGCAUUUUAAACCAAUUAAAGCUAUUCUAUAUUUAUAUAUUAUAAUUCCAAAUGUAUUGAUGAUGAAUAUUCUCUAAUUUCUUUUAGUAAAUUAAGGUAACUAACAUUAUUAAUAAUGUAGAUAGGUAGAUAGGUAGAUAGGUAAUCGUAGGUAAUAUUGAUGUUUGUGAUGUGUUUUUACCAAUUUUUGUGUUUUAAAUUAAUUAAAUGAUUUCAGUAAAUAUUUAACUUUUUUUUGGCAAAACUUAAAAUAAUAAUUAGAUGUUUGAAGGCUUAUUUAAAGUAAGUACCUUUAUUUAUUUAUUUUUAUACAUUCGUUAAAUCAUGUAUUAAAUGAUUUAUAGUUGUGUUAUUGUAAUUAAUGGAUUAUUUAUAGUCCUUUUCCAUUAUUAUUUUCAAUGUAAAUAAAGCAGAACAAUUAUUGCAAUACACGGAAUACAUAAACAAUUCAGGUAGGUAUCAGAGUUAUUUGUUAUAUUGGAUACAUAUCUGUUAUACAUUUAUUAGAAACAGUGGAUUGAGUCUUUUUUGAUCCUUUUUACCAUUUUUAAGUUUUGAGUUUUGAUAACCUCAAUCGAUAAUUGUGAAGAGCGACUGGGAAUAUUGUACCAUGUAAAAAUUCAUAAAUUGUCCAAUAUCAUAAAAAAAAAACAAUUAUUUAGAACACACAAUCUAUAUUUAUUUAUUAUUAUAUUCAAUGCUGCGAGUCUUAUACAGUAAUAUAUUCAAUUGGCUUUCUUUUAACAGUGUUGCUUAAUAAUUCAGAAGAAUCCUGUUUAUAAAAAUUGUUCUUUAAAACACUUUCCUUUCUUAAAAACUCUGGUCUAAUUUUCUUUAAAUAAUGCUUGAAUUUAUUUUUAGAACUCCAAUGCUCAACAUAUUUGUCUAACCAAUAUUUAUAGUUGUUGAUGACAAUAAUUUGUUUACUUUUUUUACUUAAAAUUGUUAUAAUUUUGUAAGUGUUGUUCAGUUGAAAUAACUAUGUGCACGAAACUAUAUGUCCAGAAAUAUAGGUGUAGUCAUGUAGGAAAAUAAUAGGUAUUUAUAGUAUACAGUGUGUUUAAUGUUAUAGGUAACACUAAAUAUCUUAGCCCGAUAACCUUGGAUUUAAAUUUGAUUUUCAAGAAGUGAGAAAAUAUUUAAAUAUUCAAAUUUUUAACUCUUUUGGCAUCCCCAAUUCCAUAGGCAUUGCCAGGAUAUUUUCGUGUAAGGAGGGGGUUAUGCAUUAGUAUACACUGAUUUAAAAAUUGGUUCAAGUAUGAGGACCAGUUUAGUAUUAUUUAUCUGUAAUUAUAUAGAUACAAAAAAAAUAUAUAUAAUAAUUGCAAAAUAACAAAAUUAAACACGUGCUAAUAUUUUGUAUGAAAGAGUAUAAAAAAUUAAAUUCAUAAAAAAAUACAUAUUAAAUCAUCAUUAAAUAAAUAAAUUUAUAUAAUGGAAUACUUACAUAAUGAGUGAGCAAUAUUUAAACCGGGAUUUAAACAUAGUAUAAUUCAAAACUAUAUAAAAAAUUAUAGUUAAAGAAGUAUAUAUAAAAAAAAAAAAACUAUUUCUUAAAUGUAAAGAAAACUAAUCUAUGAAAAUAAGUAUUACGUAUUUAUAAAACUUUGUCUAUUUGGUUCAAUUAUAAGUUGUUCUCUGGCGGCUGCUUUUUCUAACAUCUUUUUUGUUUUUGCCAAUAAAUAACAUUUUUUUUCAACCUGAUUCUUCAAUUGCUCAUUUUCUGUCAAAACAGCUUCAUACUGUGAACGAUAGUCACAUAAUUGUUGUUCCAGUUGAGAGCAUUUUUCAGUAGAAUCUAAAUAAAAGCCCUGUGUAGUCUGAAGUUCGCUUUGCAAUUUUUCGACAUAACUCUAUGACAAGUUAAACAGUUUAAAAUCAAUAUAUAUUUACAUUAAGGAAUAUAAUAAUCUUUGAAUUGUUUAAUUGCAAAAAUAAUAAUAAUUAAAUAGUACAAAAAUAAAAAACAUUAAAAAAAGUAAUAAUUUUGUAUUUAAAUAAUCCAUUUAGUAAUUUUAGUAUUCAAAAUACUUGAUAUUUUUUAUAAGCUGAUAAAUUGAUAUUAAAUUUAUAAUUAAAUUGUGGUUAAAAGUUAUAACUUAUAAAUAAAUUAUAGAUAUUUAAGAAUUUUUGAGGAAUGGAGGUGUAUACAGGUAAUCAAUCCUCAAUAAAACUACUCAUUAUCUUGGAAAGUAUUAAAUUUGUUCAGAUAUUGUUUUUUUGGACAGUUUAUGAAACAAGCAACUCUAAAAUAUUACACUUCCGUUAUUUGUGGUAAUGAAAUUACUACCCAAUUUUGAUUUUAAAAUAGCAACCUUUAUAAUAAUUGAAUACCUUCAUAAACAGAUGAAGUUUUUGUUUAGAUACAUUUUGGUACUGAAACUUUUAAUUUCCACUAACUCGUUUUUGAGAUAUUUUACUUUUAAGUUUGGGGUAGAACAAGAAUAAUAGUAAAGUAGUUACUAAAGUGUCAUGUGUCAGCAUUUAAACUACUCUGCCUCUAUCUAUAAAAUGGCAAAUUUACAAGUAUAAUCUCAACAAAUAAAAAUUAACAAAUAAAAAAUAUCAACAAAAAAAUUUAUUUAAAUUUCAACAUUAUCUAUUUAUAUAAUUUUAAUAUAAGUUGCUAUUUGAUGAUCAGAUGAGUGGUGGUUAUAGCGCUUGAAAUAAAAGUGAUACAAAAUGAAGAAAAUGAAACACUUCAGACCUACUUGUUUCUUAAAUUAGAAUUAAAAAAUUUGAAGAAUAAUUUAUACUUUUCUAUGAGUGUUUUAUCAAGGAUUGAUCCCUUUAUAUAGAUUAUAGGUAUACAUUUUAGAUUCCGAGUGGAGCUAGGAAUGUAUUGGUUUAAUAAUGACGUUUAUUAUUAUUAUUAUUUUUUUUGUGGACAACUCUACCAACAAUUUCGCUCCGAUUUACAAUAAAGCAGUUUUUCUAAAAAGGAAUCUGACUGGGAAGGUACUUUAGGAAGGUCAUUUUUUGUUUUCCCAAUAAAUGAGGAAAAUAGGUACAAUAUUAAACAAAUGUUAUUAUAGAAAAUAUAUAAUGCAUAUGUAAUUAUUUUACCAUAGAUGAUAUACAUUAUAUUGUUUAUAAAGCAAUACUAUCAAUUAAAUUCUGCUCAGAAUCGUUUUUUCGUUAGCAAUGGUUAAUAGUUGCGUAUGGAUAUACAUUAAAUAUCCCUUCUACUACCUUCCUAACUACCCACCUAUAACAGUGGCUCACCCACGUGUAGAGUAUGUCCGUGUUUUGUAAAUUUAAACCUAAUUUUAUAAAUAAAACAAUGAUUGUAAACUAACCUUAUCAUCAGUGUUAGUAACAGUACGUUCAAGCGACAAGUUUUUAUUUUCUUCUUUUAAUUUCUCUAUGGCAGUUCUUAACAUUAUUACUAAUCUUUCUAAUUUUUCUGUACGUUUUUUAUUUAUGCCAGGAUAAUCUGAAUCUGAACUUAAACUGGAUAAACCACUUCUAAACAUUAAUGCAUUUUUCAACUUAAUUAUUAGUACUUAUUUAACAAAAUAACUAGCCAUUCAAAAAUCUUACAAAUCUGUAGAUUGUAAACGAUCAAUAGUUUUUCGUAAUUGAGCAUUUUCUUCUUCAAGAUCAUCUUUAAUUUUAAUUAAUCUAUGUUUACUAUCUUUUAAUAUUUCCACUUCUUUAACUAAAGCAUUACUUCCACCCUAAAUAAUACCAUACAUAUAGUUAUUUAAACUUUAAUUUUAAUAUCAUUUGAUUUUCAUUUUAGGUACUUACUUUUUGUAAUAAUUCCAAAGUUGAUAUUUUACGACGCAGUUCAACCACCACUUCAGCUAGUGAUGAACCACCUGAAAUCAUUUCUUUAGCAGCACGCAAUGUAUAUAAUUCUUUGGAUAGUCUAUCUUUUUCUAAUGUUAAUUCAUUGACUAAACUAUUUGACAGUACACUUGAUUGCACUAUAACUAAUAAUAAAAAUAACCAUAAUAAUUUUAAACAAGAACUACAAUCUGAUAUUUUUACCAUUAGCUGAUUUAAGUUUUAACUCUAAAACAUUUCUUUCCUUUUCCAUUCUUAUUAAAUUAUCUCUUAGUCGUUGGUUGUUCAAGCGAAGUGAAUCACACUCCCUAUUAAUUUCUACUAAUUGAUUUUGAAGUUUUUCAUUGGUUACUUGGCGUCGUUUGUUCAUCUCCCACUUACCAACUUUUUCAUCUGACUAAAAAAAAUUAUGAAAUAUAAUUAUUGUGUAGUAAUAACUAAUAAUAACUUACCUUUAGUUUCCGUAAUAAUUUGUUUUGUUCAUCUUUUUUUUUAUACUCAUCCAAUUGUAUUUCUAAUGUUUUAAUUUUUUUAGAUAGUACUUCUUCUUUAACAACUGUCAUUGCUUCGUCUCGCUUUCCUCCAGUAGGAGGUCUAAAUAGAUAUAUUAUAUUAUUUACAAACCAAAAUAACACAUUUUCUUUACAUUAAAUACCUAUAAAUUAAUUGCUGUCUUAACUUUUGAAUUUCAGAUUUAUCUUCUUUUUCACGUCUUUCAUAUUCGUUUAAUUUCUUUUUCAUUUUAUCUACUUCGACUCGUAGUCGGUUUCUUUGAGCUGGUAAUGUAUCUCUUCGAUUUUGAAAUCCUAUUAUUAUUUCAUUUAGUCUAAUAAUUUCUCUAUCUUUUUCCUUCGAGUCAUCUUCAGAUUUCAUUUGUUCCAUUUCUUUCAGUCUUCUUUCAGCUACACCACUCCAAUGUUCUUUUUCAGAAUAAGUUUGUUUGAGUUCAUCAUCGGCUUGCUUAAGCCUGUCUUCAAGGUCAGUUAUCCGUAGCAUAUAUUGAUUUACAACUGAUUUAAUGUUUUCUGAGUGAAUAGGUGAUGAAAUAUUUUUUUGAGUUCUAUAAAAGUUAAAAAUUGUUUUAAAAUUAUUACUUAUGAAUUACAAUAAAUAAAUAAAUAAAUAAAAUAAAUUUAUUAAUCAUCUUAUAAUGAUUUCUUAAUUUAUAAAAAAACUUACUUUUCUUUAUUUUCUUCAAUAUUUUGGGCUUCAGCUUUUUUUUGUAAUUCUAUUAUUUCUUUUGUAUGUUCUUCUCGACAUUCUUUUAAUAACUCUUGAAGUCUAUUUAUAGUCUCUUCUUUUUUACUAAUAAUAGUUUCCAAACUUUCUAUUGUAGCUAAUAAAGCAGGAUUUUGAGUGUCAUCUUCAGGAGUUUCAUUUGUUGCUAAUUCAAUGGCUAAUUUUCGAAUAUGGUCAUCCUUUUCAAUUAUUCCUUUUUCUAAACGAACUUUAGCGUCUUCUAGUUCUUUCAAGAUCAUUUGUUGUUUUUUGAUUAUUUUAUCAUUAUUUUCUUUUUCAGUAAGAAUAUUGUUAUUUGUCUGUGUAUUAUAGUUAUUCAUUGUUUAUCAGAAUUAUAUUAGAUCUAAAUUAAUAUAUAAAAAUGCUGCUUACUAUUUUUAACUGUCUAUUAAGAUCUUCAAGUCCUUCUAAAGUUCUAAAAUUAUUCUCAGAUUGUACACUUAUUUGUUUAUCCAGUUUUUUUGGUUGUGAUUUUAUAUCAUUACUACAAAAAUCCUGAAUUCCCCAAAGUAAGUAGUUAUGCAUACAAUCUAAAUCUAUUCGGACAAUUUCCUUCUCAAGGCUAUCGAUAAAACAAUCCUGUUUUUCAAUACGUUCCAUAAAAAGUUGAUUUUUUUUUUGUAAAUCAUCAUAGGCUAAUUGAAUUUUUAGUUCCUAAAGAAAUUUCGAAUUAUAAAUCAAUAAAUUAACUUGUAUUAUUUAAUCAGGAAGUUGUAUAAUAUAGGGUGUCCAACAAAGUUAUACCCAUAUCUUGGAAAGAAUUAACUUUUUUCAGAAUUUUUAUUGACAAUUUGAGAAAUAAGCUAAAAUGUUACAUUUUCAUUAUUUUUCAUCCCCCUUAUUUUUUGGGGGAUAAACUUACUUACCAUUGAUUUUUAAAUGGCUGUCAUAAUUAAAAAUACUAUAAAUAGAUCAAAUAUUAGUUUAAAUACAUCUUGGUGUUGAAAUAUUUAAUUUACGAGCUAAUUUCUUAAAUUUUUAAAAAAUUGCAUAAAAAAAGUUAUACUUUCUGCGAUAUCACAAAGUGUAUAUCUUCAUAUGGCACUUUAUAUAAUUAAAAUCACUUUUAAUUGCAAUUGUGUGUAUUUUGAACGGAAAUCUUCAGUAGCCUUUGUUGGAAUAUAGACUAUUUCCUCAACAUUUUUCGUCUCAUCAGAAAUCCAUUUUCUAUAAGUUAUACAUAAAGCUUCUUCGAGUUUUUGUUUGUGUUGAACCCAAAUUUGUUCAGUUACCAAAGAUAUGGAUCCAUGAUAGCGUCUUUGUAAUUCAAAAAUCAUUUUUUCUAACCGCCUAAAAAAAUAUUUUCAUAUUUAUCUUAAAUACGUUUAUUUAUUUAUGAAUUUGCAUACAUAAUUUUUGUUUUAUAACGUUCAGUAAUUAAAUCAUGUUGUUCUACAAUUUUAUUAUUUUUACAUUCUAAACCAGCAAUAAUAGUUUGUUGAUCUUGUAUUAGUGUUUUAAGUCUCAUUUCUUCAACAGAGGUUGCCAUUUGAUUAACUUCGUGAUUUGCAAUUUCGCGCAUUAAUUUGUCUGUAAAUGUUAAAUUAAAAUAAUCAAUAGAUAAAUUAUAAAUUAAUUUAAAAUUUUUUUAAAACUUAACCAAUUGUUGCUUUUUCAUCACUCAAUGAUUGUAAUUGUAUGAUACGUCUUUGCAUUACAUCAUAUUGGUGAUCUUGUCGUUUGUGAUGUUGUUCAAGAUCACGUACUUGAUUUUGGGCUAUUUCUAAUACUCUUAGUAAUCUAGUCCUUUCUCCAUUAGCUUCUUCCUAUCACCAUACAUUUAAUUUGGUUUAUAAUAUAUGUUACAAUAAAUGGAAAUACUAGUUAAUUUUUCUUUCAUAUUAUUUUAUUUUUAUAUGUUCUAUUCUAUAUGUUAGGUACAUUUAAUUGCAUGAGUAACUGCCAAGUUUAUAUGUAAAGGUUUUAAUAGAUACUUAAUAAACUAAUAACUAUAAAUAAGAAGAAUAAUUUAUAACUCAUCACAUCAGAAUAAAAAAAAAUUACUUACUAAAUUAUUUUGUGCAUCAUUUAAUCUAUUAGCCAUUUUAACGUAUUCUAAUUCAUCUACCAUAUUAACUGUAGUUUCGCGUAAACGAACUUCUUCAGUUUGACAUUGCAAAUUAGCUUCGAACAUAUCACAAAUAUUUUGCUCUAGACUUUUACACCUAGUUUCCAUUUCUUUCAUUUGAUCUUAAAAAUGUAAAUUAUUUUAUAAGAAAGAAUUAAAAUUAAAAGUAUUUCGUUUUGUAAAAUAAUUUGAAUACAUUACCUUUUAAAAGCGAGUACAUUUUUUCAGAAUGUUCUGCCCUUUGUUUACAAACAAUAUUGUCAGCUUUUACUGAUGCCAGUUCAUCAUCAGUUCCAUAAAACUUAUCUACCCCAAUCACAAAAUUAAGUCUUUGAUCUUUUAAGAUAGUUACUUCAGUCAUUAAACUUUCUGUUAAUAAUUUUAAUGUAUCUUCCUAUAAGGAUAAAUUAUUUAAAAAUGUAAAUAUUAAAUAUUUUAACUUUUACAGAUUUAAACUAUUACCCUAUGAUAGGAAUGUAUUGUUAAAAAUAUUAUAAGUUCACGUGUAUGUAAAUAAUCAAAAAGAAAUUUGUGAGCAAAGGGAUUAUAUACAGUGCCAUGGCCAGGAGUACUGGGAGCAUCUGCCUCCCCCCUGAAAUCUUUUUGGAAUUAGUGAUUUGUGUAUUUUUCUACAAGGCUACAAAAUUUGUUUUAACUAAACAUUGUAAAAUUAAGUGGGUAUAAAUAAUAAGUGAUAAGGGAAUAAGGGAAUCAUAAAACAACAGGUAAUAAGUAGUCUAGCUUGAAAAACUAGAUAAAAAAAAUGUAGUGUCUCAUCCAGAAAUGUUCUUUUGGCUACAAUUUGGCUGUAUAUAUACAUCUUAAAAUACUUAAAAUAUUUAUAAACAUUUUAGUAAGUAUUUUAUAAAAUAGAAUUUUAAAUUAAAAUUUUUUAAAUAAUAUUGAUAAAUAUAACAAUGAAAAACAAAAUAAUAAUUAAUAUUUUUAAUUUUCAGAUAGUAAAUACCUUAAAUAAAACUAAAUGUAAAAUUUCUCUGUGUUUAGCAGUUAAAGUUUCAAAAUCCUGUUUCAAUACUUUAUAUUCACUAAUGUCAAUUAAAUUUUUCAUUUUAUCAUACAAUUUGUUUAAUUCAUUUUUUUGCUGUUCCUAUAAAAGGACAUAUAAAGAUAAUAAAAUUUUAGGAAAAUAAAUAAAAUAAUAUGUAAUUCAGGAGUUAAAGAUAUAAAUGUUUAAAUUAUAAAUGCAUAAUAAGAAAUUACUAUAGAUAUUUUUUAAAUAUUAUGUAGGUAAAUACUUGAAUUUUUAGUAAAUUUUCCAUUUCAAUGCUAUUAGUUGCCUUAACUGCCCAAAUUUCUUCUAUAGCUUUUUGUUUUUCUUUCUUUAAAGUUUGUUCUGUUUGAACACAAUAUUCGUACAUUCGUUUAGUCGCUUGUAAUUCUUCAGUCAAUCCUGUAACUCUAAAUAUUAAUAUAAUUAUAUAUAUUAUGUUACUGUGAAUUUCCAAAAUUGGCAAAUGCUGGCAGUCACCUGGUGAAUGUAAACAAUCAAUUAACCAUUAAAUACAAUUGACUUGUUUAAAAAACUACAGAUUGUGUAGAAAAAAAAAUAAAUGUAAAUACUUUGUAGGCUACUGUUGUAGGCAAGAAUUUGGGAAGGUAGGAUAUUUGAUAUUAUAAUUCUUAUAAAAAAAAAAAAUACUACUUUAAACUCAAAUUUUUUUUGUUGACCACUAAGUACAACUUGUAAUGAGCCUCCUGUUAAAUUGUCAAGCAUUUCCGUUUAGUAGAAGAAUUUUAUCCACAGGAGUACCUACUGAAUAAAAAUUAUGUAAAACAUUCAUAAAAUUAAAAUGUCUAUAAAUAGCUCAAAACAGGCUCAAAUGUUUUGAAAUUUGAACAUGUAUAGAAGUAGGCAAGUAUAAGUUUUAUGUUCAUAUAGCAGUCGAACUUUGCUUAAACGUCACUCUGUUAAUUGUCUUCUGAUUCACUGUCAUACUCAAAUUUAAAUAUUUAUCGUUAUUAAAAAUUUCCGUAAUGCUAAAAAUAGAAUUCGAUCAUGUGUGACAAUAAAUUGACAAAUUCAUUCUCUUACAUCUCAGUUUGAUUCUGGUAGCCGAGUCAAGUCGUUUAUGUAUCAUCGUUAGACAAUUUUCAAAAUUUCCAUACAUCCGGUUAACCGUUUAUUUGAUUAUUCGUCAAGGCUUUAGUUCGAUGCCUGACGGAUAAUCGAAGUAACACUGUACUUCAAGACUAUGAAUAUUUCAAACUGAAUAGCAUCAAAAAACAAAAUUACAAAUAAUUUAUUUUGUAUAUUUUCUCUUUUUCCCAAUUAUAAUGAAAACCGAUUUAAAAUACCCCCCAGAUAAAAUUUAAUUUUAGUAAAGGUACUACACUCGAAAAUCCGAACUUGAUUUAUUGAUUUAUAGUAGAACAGUUGUUCACAGAUAAAAUAAAUAAACAUUGUAUUGGUGUAACCUCAAAAAAAAAUAAAUUAAUAAUGUUGAUUAACAUUUGUUAUCAUUAUUUCAACAAACCCGACACUGGGUAUUAGGCACGAAAUUUAUAUCUUAAUUUGUAUUAGUCCACAGCUUGCUGAAUUAUUUUAGGUUAAAUGAUUUAAAUCUGUUCGACAAAGAUGAUGUCGCAAUUCAAAAUGCAUAAAAACUGAUGAAUGAAACUAAUUAUUUAAUUUUAUCAAAAUUAUUAACUUGUACAAUAGGCACCUAAUAUUUUAUAGGUACUUACUAGUUAGUAGUUACUAGGGUGCCUUGAUGAUGUUUCUAUCAAGGCACUCUAGUAGUUAUAAGUUAGUCUCAGUAUACCUAUAGUAUAUAAUAUGUUCAUGAUGCCUAUUAUUAUAGUAAUACAUAGUAAUAAAUUAUGAUUGUGAUACUACUUCCGUAAUUCCAAGAUUAUGUUUAAAGAAAACAAAAUCGGUAUUACCGACAUCUAUCAAUAUUGCUAGGUAAAUGUCAAUAUAUUUUACUAGUAAAACUUGACAAACUGAUUUUAGAUUCUGAGCGUAGCGAAGGAGCUAUUGUUUUUAUAAAGUUUUUUUUUCCUUGUCUGUGGAUACGUUUUUUCCUAUUAAACUUGCUCCGAUUUUUACGUGCAGCAAUUUUUCUGAAAGUUCAAGUUAUCCAGACGGUACCAUUUUUUAAAUAAAGCAUUUAAGUAGAAAAAAACGUAUAAUUUCACAAUUUUAUAAUUUUAUAAAAACAGACAUUUUCUACUAGAAUAAAUAAUUUAAUCGAAAAAUUACUAGACACUUUUUUUUUGCCUUUUCGAUUUACUUUCUUACGCCAAAACUUAUGAGUCACUUUUGAACUUUGAAGGAAUUUUAAUUGUUGAGAUUUAUUUUGCUGUAAUUCGGUUAUAAAUACACGUAGAGAUUUGAAACUUUAUAAUAAUAUUUAUAUUGGACUCACCUAGACGUGGUAAAAUUUCCAAAAUCACCGGAUGACUUUUUUUUAAUACGCGUAUUUUGAAAUCAAAUUUAAACGAAAAUUGCAAAAAUUAUAUUUAACCGAAUUGCGCUCGAAAUCCUGUUUCGUCAAGCAAUGGUUUACCGUUGCUUAGAGAUAUAAAUGAUAUAAUAUUAUGUAUCCUACCUUCCCAACUUUUCACCUACAAACAAUAACCACUCUCAUCCUCAGUAUCAGCUCUUUUUUUUACAUUCACCAUUUCACCAAUGUUAGUAUACAUAACAAUUUAUUCAAGUGAUAUUAAUCAAGGCUCAGUGUAUCAUGAAAAUAGUACCUAUGUUGAGCGAUUGUAGUACCUACUCAAAACAGUGAACUUAAUAGUUACGUAUUUUUGUUUGUUUAUAAUUUUUGUAUAUAUUUCUUACUUUAUAAUAUUAUGAGAUAACUGACGUUUAUUUUCAUCAGGAUCCUCUAGCAUUGUUUUCCAUGAUGAUUCCAAUUCAAUUAAUUGUUUUCUUAAAUCGUUUUCUUUAUCACAGUUUGUUUUUAGUUUUGUCUCUAAUUCAUCUACUAAUGAUUGCAUUUUAUGUUUUUCAUUAUCAUAUUCAUUAUUUAAUAAUUUCAUUUCAUCUCGCAAUUGAUGAAAUUUAUUUUGAAAUAAUUUGAUUUCUUCUUCUAGAGCAUGAGAUUUUUCCCUCUCGUUCUGUAACUAUAUAAGAACAUUAGGUAUUGAAAAUGAAACUUUUAAAUAAAUGUCUGUAACUUAACCUCUUUAAGACAAUUUGAAAGUUCAUCGUCUUUUUCUUCUUCAGUUACAUUACAUUUUUUGUGUUUUUCUUCAUUUUGUAUAUUAAUAAGCUGUUGUUUGGUUUCAGUUAAUGAGUCACUAUAUUAUAUACUUCAUUAUAAGUACAUAGAAAUGUAUAAUAUUUUUUAAAAUUUCAAAUAAGUUAUAAUUACUGUAAUGAAUGAAGUUGGUGUCUUAAAUUAGAGUUUACUCCUUCUAAAUUAUUGAUUCGAGCUAAUAGUCUCAUGCCAGGUUGAUACCAACCAGCUACAUGUCUAGCGUCCAUAGCUUCUAAAAGUCUCUCCAAGCUUUGACAUUCAAUUCGUACAACACUCGAUCCUAGUUAUUAGGUAAUGAUUAUUUAUUUUUUACAAUAAAUUUAACAGUAAAUAUAUUAAUUAAAAUUUAACUUAAUUAAAAAAAUGUGCUAAUUAAAAUUUAACUUCGCACAUUUUUUUUCAAUAUUUUUUUAAUUUUUAUAACCCUUAAUUUUUAGGAUGCACAUAUUUCUUAAAAAAGUAUAAAUAAAAUAUUUAAUACCAUCCUGAUUAUGUACACUAUCAAGUAUUUCAUGCAUUCCUUUCCGAAGGGAUUCAUUUUCCUCGAUUAACUCUUUUACAUUGUCUUCAAGUUCUGAUCCAAUAUCUACAUCUUGUUUAGACAUUUCAGAUUGUAUAGUAUUAUCUAUAAUAUCCUUUUCUUUUGAUGAAAUAUAUUUAACAGAGUCAGUAGAUUUACUCAAACUACGAUUCUGAAAUAAAAAUAUGUUUUAAUUAAUAUUAAUAUCAACCUAAUAUAAUAAAUGAAGGUAUUUUCCUAAAUGUCUGAUAUAAGUAUAGAUAUAUAUCCAAAUCUGUUACCCACUGGUUUAAAUUUUUUGAGUAUUAGCAGACAGUGGGAGUACUGAAAACACCCUGAAACUAGAUUUUUAAGUUAAAUUUUUUAAUGGGUACUUUUAAUAUUAUAUUGAACUUUAUUAUCUAAGCCUGCACAAGUACAUAGAGUGUAUUAUUUGUUGAAAGUACAAUCCAUAGAAUAGUAAGAUGAUAAAUUUGUCUCAUUAAAUUAUUUGUCUUUUUAUAUUCUGUGGUGACUGGUUACACAAUAUAAAGGAAAAGAUGGAUGAGAUAGCAAAAAGAGAAGUAUAAUGAUUAAGAAUAAAAGAAACAUUUGGUAACUUGAUGUCAGAAUUAUUAAGGAUAUCAGGAAAAUUUCUUUUCUUGUCACCCAGAUAGACAAUAUAAACCAUAACUUGCUGCUAAGUAUGUCUGUGCCUUAGAAGUAAUGGACUUGCUUAUAAAUAAUAAUUUAGCUUUAGAACUAUUAUGAAAUUGGGAUAAAAUAAUUUUUUAUCAAGCGAUAAAUCAGUAAUAUAUACACAAUUGGUCAAUAAAAUUAACUUGCUUUGUGUGUAAGAGAAUGCAUGGUUAAUAUAUGUAUAUAUAUUUUGUAUGAAAGAUUAAACUGUUUAAGCACAUACUUUUAAUUUAAGAUUGACAAUUAUUUCCUUGCAGUCAUCAAGUUCUUUCUGUAAAGUAGUUAUUUUUGUGUAUGCUUCUUUGUGUCUAGCCAUCAUGCCUUUAGGUCUUACAACAUCGUCCACAGACAAACCUAAUUUUUCCCUCAUAGCUAAGUUGUCCUGCUCUAAAAGAUCAGCUUCCUGAUGAAGUUGAUUACUUGACUCUAUUAGUUCUUUUAUUUGAUUGUCUCGUGUAUUUAAUUCUUUUUUUAGUUUCCUUAUAUCUUCCAUUGCUUCUUCUAAACCAUAUUCCCCAGAUUCAAAUUCACGAACGCGUAUUAUUAAUUUGCUUAUCUAUUAAAAAAAAAAAAAAAAAAAAAUUAUAAUAAUAAAAUAUAUUAUAAUUAAACACAUUAACAAAGUAACAUAUAAGCUCCCAACGAGUUAACUAACUACUGUUUGCUUGUUUAUUGAACAGUUACAGUUUAUUUUUUUUUGUUUAUUUAAAGUUUUAACACCCUAAAUGGGUAAUUAGUAUACAAUACUGUUAUAUAGAUGUACAAAAGUUUACAUAGUAUAGAUCUAAAUAUUAAAUAUUUUAGCAGAAAUAAAGGGAAUAAAAAAUGAAAUAAAUAUACAAUCAUUACAUGUAAGUUUAACUAUUAUUCAUUAUUAUAUUUUUUAAUUUAAAUUGUGAAUCAAAAGAAAAAUCAAAUUAAGUACAAGCAUCUAAAAGGUGAUACUCUGGAUUAUGUUUAAUUAUAUUUGUUAAGCAUUUUGGAACUAAGAAAGGGCAAUUAUUUUUUGAAUUGAAAGUUUGAAUUUUAAAGUUAAUCUUUAUAAUAACUUCUGGGCAAGAUAGUUUAUUGUUCAUUAAUUUAUGAAUAAAAGCUAAAAAGUUAUAUCUAUAUAGAGACUAAUAAUCCUAAAUCAAAUUAUACAGUUCAGCUAUCUAGAGGGAUAUCUACUAAACCUAAUUUGUAUAAAAUGUUGUUGAACUCUUUCAAUUUUGUUGAUAAGAUAAUUUUGUUUAGGAUUCCAAAUUUCUAAUGCAAAUUAUAAUAUGGCCCUGACCAUAGAGCAAUAUAAUACCCUAAGUCUGUUAAUGUUUUUAAAUUCGGAACAGUUUUAGUUUAUAAAGCCAAUGGCCUGUAGAGCUUUGCUAUAUAGAUAGCAUUAAUAUGAAUAUUAAAUGUGAGAUCAGAGAACAGUAGUAUAUUUAGAUCUCAUAUAGUAAAUGAAAUUUGUAAUUCAAAAUGGUUUAUUUUUAUAUAUAUAUAUAUAUAUAUAUUGUAUAGUUUUAUUUAUUAGACUCGUAAAUGAAACAUAUUUACACUUAGAAGGGUUUACUAAAACACCGCUUUGAAUACACUAUGUCGAAAGUUUAUCUUGAUAAUUUUUUAACUGGUCUGAGUCUUCAAUUGAAUUAAUUGGUUGAUAGAUAUUUAGGUUGUCAGCAAAUAAUUAAUAUUAAAUUACUUGAUUUAAACAUAUCAUUUAUAAAUAUAAUAAACAAAAUAGGAGAUGUAGUCAGAAUCCUUUUUUCACAUGAAAACAAAUAAAUAUUGAUUAUAUAUGAGUACUAUGAUAUAGAUGAUUACUCUAAAUUUAGUAUAACAGAAUAAAAAAAUGCUUAGAAUAAUAUUUGUAAGUUGUGUUUUUUGGUUCUUCUAAACUAUUAGCUAUAUUUUUUAAGCUAAGUUAUUUACAGACUAAAAAAAAAAUCACAUACUAAAGCCAAUAAAUCUCAUGCUUCGUGUAAAAGUGAAUUGAUAUUAAAGAUGAAUGUAUCACUGUUGUAAGUGGGGAGUUGACAAGGUAGAAUACAUAAAUAUAUUUAAUUUAUAUCUGUAUCAUUCUCAGCAAAGUUUGGAUGUAUAUGUUAUGAAAUGCUGUACUUUUGAUGAUUUUACAUUAAAAUUUAAUCUUAAAACCAUUUUUAACAUUGACCAAUUUUCUACUUUGAUCAUAACAUAAAAUAAUAAUACAAUAAACUAUAUAAAAUUUUACUUGUUCUGCUUUCUCUGUUGCAUCUUCUUCUGCUUUUUGACUCUUGUCUAAAGCUAAUUCUAACUGCUUUUGAGUUUUUGAUAAUUUUGUGCGUAAAUCUUUUAAUUCAGGGGAUUCAUUAGAUUUUUGAAGUCUGUAAAUAUUAUAAAUUAAAUUGUGUAUAAAUAUUUAAUUUUGAUGUGAUAUUUAUAUUACAGUUCAGUAUGUAAUAUUUUUUGAUGUUCAAGUGCAGCUGAACUUCUAUUCAGAUCAUUAGUUGCCUGAUGGACUUGUUUCUGAAAUUCCAUUAUUUGAUCUUCUUGUCUAGCUACAGUCUUUUAAUUUAUAUUUUAAUUAAUUUAAAUGUGUGUACAAUUAAACGUAAUUAUAUAUAUAUAUAUAUAUAUUAAAUAAAUGGGUAAAAAGAAGUUCAGAUUAAAUAUUAAAAAAAAAUAGAAAUAUUUGUUGAGGGGAUUGGAAGCGGUAAUUUUUUGUGUUCUAUUUUAUACACAUGCAACAUAGGAAUUUAGUCGUGUUCUAUAUCCAAUUUAUUAAUUGGUAAAAUGAAAAGACAAAAAUUCUGAAAACAGAUUUGAAUUUGUUGUCAAGUCUUUUUGAAAUUAACUUUCAAAUUUUUGAUUUGAUUACCUAAAUACUAAAAAAGCCAUAAUAAAAAAUUUAAAAAUAAUGACAAAUUCAAAUCUGAUUUCAUAAUUUGUAUCGUUUCAUAAGACCAAUGAGUACAUUGGAAAUAGAACAUAUCUAAAUGCUUACAUUGCACAUAUGUAAAACAAAAACAGAAAAUCAUUGCUUCCAAUGCCCUUAAUUCAAAAAAUUAUAAUUUAUUAUUAUAUUAUAUCAUUACUAUAUUUAUAAUACUAUUUUUCUAUACAUUUUGCAUACAUGAAGAAAAAAUGAUUGUAACAUUUAAUUUAAAUUUAACCCUAUGUAUACAUAAUGCUGAUUAAUCGUAUUAUUACUUCUUGUAGUUUUGCUAAAUAUGCAUUUUGAUUUGCAAUUGAAUCUGUUGAUCCUAUUCGAGAUUUAUAAUUAGUGAUUUCUUCAUCUUUUUUUGACAAUAAUUCCUUUAAUAUUUAUUAAUGAUAUUAAUAUGUUUGUGACCUUAUAAAUAAAUUUAAUAUUUCACCAUUAAUUGUUUUAUUCUGGAUUCAAGUUCUUCUCCUAGUUCUUCAAUUUGUUCUUCACAUCUUUCUUUUUCGGUCACCAAUUCAGAAAUUUGAUUCCGUAGACCUUUGUCAUUCAAUUCUAAUGUUUUAAUUCUAUCUGUACAAUUAUAGUUUGAUUAGCCUAUCAUAUAUUUCGACAAUGGUGAUUUCAUGUUUAAUACCUAUGUAUUAAAGUAAACAUUAAUUUUUACCUAUAUAUUCAUCUUGUAAACAUUUCAUAUUUCCAAAUUCGGCACUUAAUGUGUUUAAAUGUAUUGUAGCAUUUUGAAGUUCAGUUUUUGUGUUGGUUAACAAUUGUUUUAACAUUUUAUUUUCCUUUUCUGACGACUAAAAUAAUAUAUAUUUAUAAAAUUAAGUUUAAAAAAUAACAUUAAUUAAAUAAGAUUUAGUAUUUUUAAAAUCAUUAUUAGCAAAAUAGAUUGCUAAAUAAAAUGUCAAUAGGUAUUAGGUAUAAUUACUUCAAUAUCGUUAAGUAUUUGUGUAAUAUGUUGAUUCUUUUGCCUGACUGAUUCUGUUAGAUCCCUAAAUCUUUCCGCCAUGCUUAAAUUAUCUUCAAGUGGGUGAUCAUCAAGUUGAUGCCCAGAACUUUCGUCUUGUAUAGCAUCGAGUUCUCGCCGAAGUAAAUCUCUUUCAGUUUCAACUUUUGAUAAUUGCGAAAAUAUCUAUUGCAUUUUUACAUUGUGAUUUGAUUUUUAAAAAUUAUUAAAAAAAUAUAAGUUUUGUUUCCAACCUUAUCAAUUUCUUUAACUUUAAAAUCCACUUCUUGCUUUUGUUGUUGAACAUCUGAUAAUAAACGUUCAUUUUCCAAUUCUAGUCUAGUCAACUCUUUUCGGAUUAAUUCUGUUUCUAAUUUUGAAUUAGUAUAAUUAAUUAGUAUUUAGUAUCUAUUGAUUGAUUCAAUCAGUGUUAAUCAACUGUUUAAUACAUAUAUAUAUAUGUACUAGGAUGUACAAUAUACCUAUUAAACAUUUAUAGAUACAUAGGACAUUUGUUGCAUAAGUAUACAUAAUAUUUAUUAAAUUCUAAUAUCAAUUAAAAUAUAAGUAGAAAAUGUAAUAUUUUUCAAACUAAAAAAAACUAAUUCAUUUUGUCAUGUAUCUAAAAAAUAUUCGAAUUUACUUCCAUGAUCCUCUCAAACACUAACAGUUAUCUAUAUUUAAUUAUUUCAACGUUUGUUUAACUUCGAAAUGAACCCAUUCGAUGUGUACUAAUACUCUGAGGCGGAACUAGGGGGGUGGGGAAACCCGGGAUUAAUCCCUGGGCGUAAUUUAUUUGUGAGCUUAUAUUUAGUGUUUGAUGUUAGAAAUUAGAAAAACAUUUUUAUUUCACAUUAUUUGUUUAUGAUGUGGUGAUGGCCACGUUCGAAGGAAUGAAAAUCAAAAAGAUAAAAUCAUACACAGCCUAAAAUAAUUAAUCGUCAUUAUCUUAUUAAUCUGAUACAGCGCAAUCGGCGUACGUUGAUGGUGGACAGUACAUACUGCAUACAGACAGAUUACAAAAUUACAGACUAAUAAUAAAAAUAAUAUAUGCAUAAAACAUAAACCCAUAAACGUAUAUGAAUAAUAAAUAUAAAUAUAAUAUAAACAGAGUGAUUUUUUUUAUCAUUAUACACUUAUUAUUUCGCAAAAUAUCGACUUUUUUUUGAAAAUAAUUUUUUCACAAUUUAACAAACAAGCAGAUAUAAAAUUUUAUAUUUACGUAUUUUUUGUAUUAAUUGUGUGGUGUUUAAAGUAUUCAACCGAAAAAGUAAAUAUUUUGCAAAAUAAUGUACAUAAAUAUGAACUUUAGCCGCGUUAUCGUUGACGCACGACAAUGAUACGCGAUGAGGAUAAAAAUAGUACAAAAUUAAUUACCAUAAUUAUAAACACUUUAUUUUGCCGUUUGUCAUUUACAUGUUGUUAUAUGAUUGUGCAUAAUUUUAAUAUUUUUCCUGGGCAUAAAAAAUCCUAGUUCCGCCUCUGCUUACACUUGUAUAUUAGCAUAUAAUAGUUUGAUAAAUAAAUAAAUUGAUAUCUGGACAAUUUGCUGUGAACAAUUUAUUAAGCAGCCAAUUCACCACCCCCGUAUACCUAACCUAUAUGUAUUUGUUAUUAUGUAUAAAUAUAAAACUCUAUUCUAAGGUUCUUAAAUAGAUUCUGAGUGUAACGAAGAAGUUUAUGGUUUUACAAAGAUGUUUUUUUUUUUUCUAUAUCUGCGCAACCUUUCUACCAGAAGACUUCUACGUGUAACACUUUUUCUGAAAGGAAAUCGGUAUGGGGAGGUAUUUUGUCGAUUUUCUCAAGAGUUUUCUCAUCAAAUUUGAAAAACAAAAAAAAAACAAGAAAUGUAGGUAUCAUAUUACGGCCUUCUUUUUUUCUGUGUACAACUUUUCUACCAGCAAUUUUGUUCCAACUUUUAAUGAUAACAAUGUUUCUAAAAGAAAAUUUCACUUGCGAGGUACUUUAAAGAGGUCAUUUUUCUAAGAGUUUUCCCAGCAAAUUUGAAAAAAUCGAGAAAAACGUAGGAAUAUUGGGAAAAUCGGUACAACAUUAAACAAAUUUUAUUAAAGAAAAUAUAUAAAGCCUAUUUAAUUAUUUUUAACUAUAAAAUGACAUAUAUAUAUUGUUGAUUUCACUAUCAACUGAACUCCGCUCAGAAUCGUUUUUUCGUAAGCAAUGGUUUAUUGUUGCUUACAGAAAUACAUUAAAUUCCUAUCUUUCUUGCUUCUCACCCACAACAGUGGCCUAUCCAUUGUGUAAAGUAUGUCCAUCUUUUUAUUAGGUGUACUUUACACUUUAUAAUAUAUAUAGGCUUAGGUAUGCAUUAUUAUAUCGUACCAAAAUCUAAUUUUUUAACAUAUUAUAUUUUUAAAUUAAUUAUGUAAAAUGACAUACGUUCAUUUUGUGAUAAAUCAUCCACAUUAAUUGAUCUCAUUUCUUCUUCUUUCAAUUUUCUUGCUUCCUCUUCACCUUGUUUAGUGGCUAAAUCUUCGAUUUCAGUCAUCAAUGAAUCGACCUUAAAAUUUGAAAAUGAAAUAAUAAAUAAUUAGUAAUUAAUAAUUAUUAAAUAGUUUUAUAGUCAUCUCACUUGUUCUCCUUUAUACAUCAAUAUUCGCCUAAAAAUUUUAAACAUGUUUUCGCACUGUUUUUGAUUCAUGUUAAAAUCCAGUUGAGUACAUUCAGUUAAAGUUACCUCCUUGUACCAUUGAUCUAGAUCCUGUUCGUUCAUCUCAUCUGCUGAGACAGCUAACAUUUUUCUUAAUUCUAAUUGCACCAUUAUAUUAUUUUAUAAAGAUCAACUAAUGUCUACCAAUUAUACCAUGGUGUGAUGUAAGCAAUAUGUUUAAUUAUAAUAGUAGAAAAAACCAUUUACUUGCUUUUAUCUAUUGUUGUGACCAGAGUUGCCUUAGCAACACUACACAGUAUACAGCUACAAUGCACUAAGUAUAGAUAUACAUUUAUUGUGACUACAUUUCAGCUAUGAGUAGAGUUUAUUUUAUAAACUGAAAAAUAUUGAAUAUGUAUAUUAUAUUCACCAGGUAAAUAUACCGGGUGAUCCAUUUAAGUGGUACAUUCAUUCAUUAUCUUGGAAAGUAUUAACUUUUUUCAACAAUUUCUGUUUUGAAAAUUAAAGAAACUAGCAUUUCUAAAAUGUUAUGUUAACAUUAUCUCCAUUACCUUUUUGUAAGUGAAAUAACUAUUUACUUGGCAUUAUUAAAACGCCGAGUUGCCUUACAAAUUAUGCUCCAUUACUCUUCCCUUACUCAAACUUUAAUGGAAUAUUAUAUCUCGGGUUGACUGAAAUAAACAAUUUCAACAACAAAAUUGAUUUAAACUAAUACUCAAUCUAUUUAUGGAAUUUUAAUAUAGGUUGCCAUUUGAAAAUCAAAAGAAUGUAGUCGUUUCACUCCCUAAAAUAAGAAUGACAAAAAUAAUGGUAAUUUAAUAUUUUAGAGCUAACCAGUUUUCUUAAAUUUUUAAAGUUAAAUUCUUUCGGAGAUAAUGAGUGUACCUACUUAAAUAUAGAUAUACAGUGUGUUCCAUUGUGUUAGACUGAUUUUUCUUGCGCUGUUAAUUAAAAUUUUAGAUUUUGUUUUCAAUCGGUUUGUCUUCGACGGGGACAUCGAAUUGGAAAAAAAAAAUUUUAUUUUUAUCUUCUAAAAACAAAAAAAUAUAACUUUUUAUUUAUUCACUUUAGAACAUUUUCAAAAUAGCUAUUUUGUGAAAAUAUCACUCUAAAAAUUAUUAUGUAACACAUUCAUGUCCGAUAAAUAAUUUUUUAGCUAUAGUCGUUUAAAUUAGGCGUAAAAACAAUUAACAUUCAAUAAAAUAACUCGUUAUGCGAUAAGGAAUUACAAUCAGCAUGGUAAUUUUUUACCUUCUAUUGAAUAUUAAUUGAUUUCAUGCCUAUUUUCUAGAAAUUAAAACGCUUAUAAUUAAGAAACUAUUAAUCAGAUAUAAAUGUAUGAUACAUUAAAAUUUUUAAAAUAAUAUUUUUCACAAAAUGGCUAUUUUGAAUAUUUUCUUAUGUAAAUAAAUAAAGUUAUUUUUUUUUGUUUAGGUGGUGAAAAUAAAAAUUUAAUUUUUUCCAAAUCGAUGUCCUUCUCCGAGAAUGAAAAAAUGAAAUCGAAACAAAUUUAAUAUUAACAGCACUAGAAAAAUCCGUCUAACUCUGUGGAACACACUAUGUAUAUAAUAUACUAUAAUAUAAUAUAAUAUAUAAUAUACCUAUAUUAUAUAGAUAUACCUUAUUAAUGACUAAAUUAAAAAUAAUAUAUUUUUUUUAUUUUAAGGGAGGGAAGGAAAGUUAAUUUUUCAUCAAUCAAUUUGAUAACUCUUUUUGCACUUUAUGCCAUGUUUUCUUUACUAAAAGUUCCUAAAUAAUAAAAUAACAAAAUAUGUGUAACAUAACAAAAUUGUAUUGUUAUUUAAAUUAACAUCCAGCUUGACACAUGAUUAACAAAUAUCUAUAGAGGUGGCGACAUGAGCAUAUCAUUUUCAUGCAUAUCUCUUGUUUUAAAUCUAAGCAAAUCAUGGUCAAUGUCAAUUGCUUGUAGAUCUUUAUCAAAUGUUGCUGUAGAUUGAAAUGAAUUAUAUGAGCAUAAGCUGUUCCAGUCCGGCUGAGGAAGCAGAUUAGAAGAAUCGCCAAACAAUGGAUUUUCUGAAAAAAAAAAAUAAAUAUAUUUAUAUAUAAAAAUAGGUAUGUUGCUUGACUUAAAAUAUUAAAGAUACCUUAAGGUCUAAAUGUUUAAAUAGACCUUUGUUACGUUAGGAAAAUUCGAGGAAAAAAUAAAUAAAAUAUAAUUAAUAUACAAGAAUUUUUAAAUACUUGGUUAUUUAAACUAUACCAGAGUUUGACAUUAACUAUAAAAUAUUUCUCGGUAAAACAUAAAUUAAAAAUUGUGUUUAGAACUCAAAUUAUGGUAAAAUAAAAAGAAAGAAAACUAAUAUGGUCAAAUAUAGUCACUGUCAAAUUAACAACUACCUGGUUGUCAGAAUCUAAUUAGUAUAUUUACUAAUAUUAAAUAAUUAUUAAGAGUCCAUCUGUAAUACACGACCAUGUAAAAUAUCGAUUAUGAAUUAUGAUAAGUAAUAAAAUUCUAUGUACCACCAAUAAGUGCAAAUAUUUGAGUUUCAAUAAUUCCCUAUUACAUUAUUUGUGUGUUAAGUACCUCCACGACAUUUUAUAGUUAAUCAUGUCUUUUAGAAUUAAUUAAAUUGUUUAAUAGGUACUUAAUUUUGGCUGAAGUGUAUAUUACCACGCCCCUAUUGAAUUUAAACAUUUUUAAAUUAGUUUCUAAAGAAGUGUUUUUCGACGCUGAUUUUGAAAAAGACUUUGAGAUUUCAACUCGUAAAAUAAAAACAGCAUUAUUUUCGAUUUAAAACCGUGAAGCUAACCUAGCCACCCAGGAGGUCACCUAAGUUUUGGUCUUGCAUUUUUGGUUCUUCAUUUUUUUUCCCUUGUUAUCUACCCGGCAGAAGUUUUGCUUAACAAAUCUAGUUAGGGUUUAUUUUAAUUUUUUUUGGUUUUAUGAACUUAUAUAAGCUUACGUAAUGAGGUAAUAUACCAUGGAGGUAAUCAGAGGGUUAAAUUUCUUGUUUUUCAGUUUUCCGUAAUAUUAAAUUAAAAAAAUAAUAAAGACCUGUACAAAUUGUAUUUUUUAUUAAAAUACCUACAGUAUUCGAAUCACUAAAACUUUUAAAAUAAUAGUUUAAAAAAAAAUUAAGUUGAAAUCUACAUUUUAAAAAUUCGAUGUUUUUAUAGUUUUUUGAAAAUAAUAACAGAAUUUAAUAAUAGUAUGUUCAAAAUCAUUGUUAAAAAACAUGUGUUUUUCAAUAAAAAAAAAAAAAAAUUGAAAUUCUUGUUACUAAUUUCUAACCUGUUAUACAAGGAUUUAUGAUUUGUUCGUUUGAGUUUUGAUGUUGUGAAAUCAAAGUUUUUUCUUGUUUUCGCCAUUUAGCUCUACGAUUUUGAAACCAUACCUACAAACAAAUAUUUUAAAUAAAAUACCUAUACACAUAAAUAAGUUUUAUUUUACUCUUUGCAAUUAUAUAAAUACCUGCACUCUAGCUUCGGUCAAGUCAAUUCGCAUGGCCAAUUCUUCACGAAAGAAAACAUCGGGAUAGUGUGUUUUUUGAAAUGAGUUUUCCAAUUCUUCUAGUUGGAAAUUUGUGAAUGUGGUUCUGAAAACACAAUUCCAAAUUUAUACUAAAAUAGUACAACAAGCUUCUUAUACUUCUAAACUUGUAGGUCAGAUAUAUGUAUAUAGUUAUUGGUUGAGUAAAGAUGAGUGUUAGUGGUGUUACCUAUAUCUUCGUUGUUUUCUCUUCACGUUACUAUUAGAGUUUUGGUCGGUGCUUAAAGAUCCGGACGAUUGAUCGUUUUCGUCACAUCGAUCUGACGGGCUUGUUGUCAUGUCACCGUAAUCUGUAAAAGAAAAUGAAUGAUUCGAAAACAAUAAAAUCAAUCAAAUUUAAUCAUACCGUAGUGAUGAGACCCUGUUCCCAAAAGACCGUCCAGCACAGUGUCCCUGGAGUCUGUUUCGGUACAUCGUAAGUCUGAAAUGUCCAGAAUAGCUUUCUCUUCCAUAUCCCUAAAUGCUCCAUGUUUAAUAGAAUUUCUAUAUGUAGUAGAGGUACCUAUACAAUUUAUACGGGUUGUGAAUAAUUACUGACCUUAGUGAUGACAAAUUUAAUUAUGUCACUGGAACGGCUAUAAUUAAAUGAGCAGUAAUUCGGUUAGGAUGCCUUGUACAGUGUUGUUUAUUUUUACAACCUAGGGUACCACGCUAUUAUAUUAGAAUACGAUUCACACUCUACAAAACAAAAUAGUGUAUACGUUUUGAACUUUUGAGCUUCUAUAGAAGCAGUACAAAUGCUUUCCUUAUUAACACGAAUGGAUUCGGUUGAUGGUUCUCUUGCAUAACCCAUUGAUUUUUUUUUUUUUCAUGUAACUGUAGAAUAAUAUAUUAAAUAUCAACAUUGUCGUCUUUGGCCCUUCACAUCCUCAUAGUAUUUAUUAAGGCGUGUUUAUAAAUCAAAUAGAUUGUAUAUCUUGGUUGAUACUUUUUAGUGGACUAUUACAUUUUAAUAAUAACCUUGUAAUAAGUAAUAUUAAAGAAAAUAAUGUAACGAUAACACAGUAAUAAUUAAUGUUUGAACAAAAAAAAAUAUCACUUAUUUCAUAUAUAUAUUAUAUAUUAACAUAACAAGUAAAGUAGGUACGAUAAUAUAUUUGACUGUAGUAUGUUAUGUAUAAUUUUACAGUAAUUUAUAAAUCAUUAUAAAUGAUAAUUUUAAUUGUUUAUUCUGAUUCAGUGCUACUUUAUGAAUUUAAUUUAAAUUUAUAAAUGGUAAAGCAUUAUACACAAUUUAAAUUGUAAUAUAUUAUUCUUGGACAAACCCAAUUAUUAUGGUUUCCAAGAAAACUGUAAUAGAAAUAAAGAAAACUAACACUAGAUGGAAAAAUGCAUUGAUAAACACAUUCGACAUGUAACAAUAUAAAAAAAAAAAAUAACAAAAUCAUUAUUAUAAACAAGACGUCAAACUCAGUGAAAUUAAAAGAACGAUUAAAGAGGUAGCUUAGCGUGACUUCGAUAUAGUAGACAAAAUAAGAGAAAUAGACUGGAGGAGAGAAUAAUUAGAAUCAUUAAGAAUUGCAAUGAAAAAAAAAAUUAGGGGGAGAAGGAGGAGUGCCGAAAAAUGGAUUUUGGAUGCGAUUAUAUUGAAUGUAAUAUUUCAGUUAUUAUCUGUUUUUACCAUUAUUGAAAAAAAAUAAAAAAAAAAUGACUUUAAGGCGCCAACUGGACACAACUUAAUACUAGAUACUUAAUAUGAAGAUAAUCGGAACAAGAUUUCUAGUUGAGAAGUUGCAUAAAAUGUUUAAUUCUUUAAAAAAACGUAAACAUUAGAGUACCUAUAACCAAUACCUAACCUAAUAGAGACAUAAUCAUUUAAUUUAUACCUGUAAUCAAGGAUAAACCAUUGCUAAAAAAUAACUAUUCGACGCAAAGUUUGGUUAUACAUGUUUUGAAAGGCCGUAUAAUAUUUACAAUUUUCGUCAGAAUUUAAAUUUAAAUCAUAUAUUUAUAUAAAAAAAAAAAAAAAUACUAUUAUACUCAACCUUUUUUUUUCUUUUACGAACUUUAAUGAACCUUUCGAAUUUUCAAGCAUUUCUAUUAAGUCUACUAAUUAUAUCUACAGAGUCCGUACUAAAUACAAAUUACGUAAAAAACACGCAAAAAUAAAAUGUCAAUAAAUAGUUCAAAAAUGGCAAAAAUGUUUUGAACAUUUACCGCUCUUAAAAAAAAGCAAAUAUAUAUUUUUUUUUAAAUUUUAAGUCUUCAAAUAUUUAUAACUAAAUUGCGUUAAAAAAACAAAAUUUAAAAUAAUAAAAAUUAUUUUCCCGUUAUUUCUACGUAUUUUUCGAUUUUCGAUACGCAAUUUAUUUCCUACUUUUCCGGUCUAAACUUUAAACUGUUAAAAUUCAUUAAUGGUAAAUCUAAUAUUUUAGUGUUAUGAAUAUCAAUAUGGAAGUGAUAAGUAAACUUAAUAAAAACCAUUUAUAAGUAAUAUUUACAUUGACGAUUUUUUUCCUAAUAUAUUUUUUAAAAUUGUAUAUUACUUUCUACAAAUUUACUACAAACUAAUAAACAGUAAAGAAAUACAACUAAACAAAUAAGUAAUAAAACCAAAAUCAAUGUUCAAAUUGUUUGUAAAUAAUGUAAACUGUAAUCGGUUUAUGAAAUAUUGAUCCAGUAUCGUAUCCAGUUGAAUGAAAUAUUGAUCCAAUCAUAAAAUUUCAAGAGACUUUUUGUUGAAUUUUGGAUCUAGUCGUUGCAUUGGGUAAGUCAUUUUUGAUUUUCUAAGAAGUUUUUAUAGUAAAUGGAAAAAACGUAUAGAAAAAACAGACAAAUAUUUACGGCACUUUGGAUUUUCAAUUUACCAACGGCUUUCAUAAUAAUUUGAAAAAACCAAAAACAAAUUAACUGCGUUAAAAAUUUUGUUCAAGUAAAGUUUUUUGAUUGUCAUACCAGAAAUUCUUUUGCCAAUUUCAAGUGUAGCGUCUUCUAUAAAAUAAACUUUUGUCUAGUUCGUGCAUAUAAUUGAUUUUUUAUGUUCCUUGUUAAGGGUGUCGGAGCCGGUGUGUUUUAAGUACAAGAAUAUGUCUUACAAAAAAAGUUCUCACUUCUAAUAGAAAAUUCGGAUUUAGUUAGUUAUUUUUUUCAUUAAAAUUAAGAGAAUAUUUAUAGGUCGGAUAGAAUCCCGAUUUUCAAAAUUCUAAUUAUUAAAGUAAAAUAUGCAUUUGCAAAUAAUGACAAUAUUUGAGUUUUUUUAAACGUAUUUUUCUAGCGCUAUUCAAAGUCAAAUGAAAACUUUGGCUUCUAUUCGACCUGCAAAUAUUUCUUUCAAAUAAAAAAACUUAUUUGAAAGCAAAAAUAAAAAUAUAUAAUAAAAUAGCCAAUACUGGAAAGGGAGUACCACCGUUCUAGGUGGGAAGUUAGGAAGGUAGGAUAUUUAAGUUGUUUAAUUUUUUAAAUUUUACCACGCCUAGAAAAAGCAAAUAUUAGUUUUCUGCUUAAAUUUCAAGUCUUUCACGAAUAUUUUAAACUGAAUUACAAAAAAAAAUUGAAAAUAACAAAAGAAUUAUUUUCAUAAAUGGUUCCAUUUUUUUUUACGUAGAUAUUUUUCGAUUUGCUCAAUUACUGAAAACCCUUCGAAGAAAAUCAAACAACGACUUUCUAGUUGGUGAACUAGGUUAAAUUUAACAAAAUACCUUGUCAUUUUUCAAUUGGAGCAAUGCUUCUGGUAUAAAACACAAGUUGUAAAAAUAAAAAUAACGAAAUUUGUGCGCCGUAAAUAUUUGUGGUUUUAGUCAGUUUUUUCAUUUGUGUUACUAUAAAUACCCGCACGGGGGGGGUUCGAUGAGAGUGAUGACAUGUGAUGAGAUGAAAACAUGUGAUUUAGGUGUUCUAGGUAAGUGAUAUCAGCGAAUGAAAUGAGAUGGAUGACGUGAGUAAAAGGGUGUUUUAAAAACGUGGUAUGAAAUGAUUGGGUGAAGUGGAAGUUCCUGCGGAAACCCAGGACUCAAUUAGUAUAGUACCCGCAUUAACUCGGAUCCAACUAGAGUAGAUUUUUAAACACGGGAUACAAUUCGGAUGUGUCGUAUGUAUCCUACUUUCCCAACUUCUCACAUACAACAGUGGCCGCUCCCAUUCCCAAUAUCAGCUCUUUUUAUAAUUUAAAUUACCCAUAAUUUCAAUGUUUGGUCAUUUUAUUUUCAAGAGAUACUGAAGAUCCAUUUCUCUUAAAUGACAAUAAAUUUAUUAAGGAUAUUAGAUUGUCAAAAGAAUGCGUGCGUUAUAUUAUUAACAGAGUGAGGCCUCAUUUGGUAUUUCAAAUGGUCUAUCAUUAACAAUAAGGGUAAGUUAUGCGUUUUCACUUUUCACUUACUCGCCUAGUACAGGGCAUAGUUUUUUUUUUUGUUUAUUCAUGUUACCAAGGUUGUUCAUCUUAUUUAAAGCCAAUAGGCAAUAAUAAACCGGUAGACAGUCAUAUAAACUCAAUAUUUUAAGUUGUUAUAAUUGUUAUGACAUUUGGAUUUCAGUUUUUUGUUUUGUUUUAAAGUUUUUUUCAUUUCUUCCGUGUAAUUAAAUUAAUCCAUAAUUUAAAAAAAAAUGAUUUAAUUUUUGUACCAAAAACACUUAAAAACCUUUCAAGGUUUCAAUCCCCUUUUAAGUUUUAUUUAUGCGACAAAAAGUAGCUUAUGAAAAUUUUCUAGGUGUCCCAUUUAUCUUUUUACAAAAAUUCAACACAAUUAGUUCAGCCGUGUAGGAUUGAAAACGUAACAGAUAGACUUACUUUCAUUUACAAUAAAUGCUACCACCUAGAGUAUAAUAAUUAUAGCUCACUCAAAUAAUUUCGAUUUACAAACAAACAUACAUGGCCAGUGCGGUGCGUUGCCAUAACACAUCUGAAUUGAAUUGCCCACAAUUACUUAAUGGCCGGGGCAAGUAUCCUGAAUAUAUAUUACUCCUAUAAUUUCUGUAGUAUAGGCAAUUAAAGUUACACGACACCAAUAAACUUACUUUUCUUAUCAAAAAGUCCCCUUAAGGGACACUUGUAAUAUUUUAAUGUUAAAUAUUAAAUAGUGAUUUAUUUAAAAAAAAAAAAAAAAAAUACCUUUUAUUUAAUAUACUUCCGAAAUCAUUACCUAUUACAAAUAUAUAGUAUGCAUUUAAAUUUUAUAAUAUUUUAAUGACUAAAUUUGAAUUAUUUCUUUGUUAAAACAUAGAGCUGGUUUAUAAAUAAAGUUUGAUUAAUGAUAACUGAAUUGCAUUAGAUUAUUAUUGAAAUAUUAAAAUAAUAGUACCAUUAAAUUACAUUUAUAUUAAUUUUAGAAUAGUUCUGUUGGUUAUCAAUUAUUAUAUUUUCUAAGGUAAAUUUAAAAAUAGAAAUAAGAAAACUCAACCUAAUAUUUUCUAAAUAUCUUGUAUAAUAAAGCACUGAUUAUAUAAAUCUCAAACAUUAUUAUUAUCUACUGUUAAAGAUAAUUAGUUACACAAUUUAGUUUACAUGAGCAUAAUUCUAUUAAUAUUAAAUACCUAUGUACAAUAAAAAAAAGGAAGAAUAUAAUAUAAUGAUAAUAAAAUUAAAUACAUAAUAUUUACAAACAUUAUGCAACAUAACUGUAGCCAUCAGCUGAAUUUGGAGUACGUUCCAAAUAACCUUUAUCAAUAAGUGUCUCAAUAGAUUUUUUAAUAAGUGCAAUUGUUGGAGCAAAUGUCGUUGAUUGACUUAAUAUCUAAAAUACAAUACAUAUUUGAUACAUAAAUACUAUAUAAUUUAUAUUACACACUUCACUUACUUCAUUAACAAGUUGAUUAUGUCUUAAUAAUUUGCGUGCUUUCAUUAUUCUAACAAUUGCCGCCUGUAAGUAAGUUUUGCGAUCAUCUUCAAUAGAAUUAACAGUCUGUUCAAUUUCUUGUGGGGUAUCUUUUUGAAGAGCAGAUGUUAUGCGUAAUUUUGUACGCUUAUUAGCAUAUUCCAUAUUUAAAGUUACAUUCUAAAAAAUAAUAAUAAUAAUAAUAAUAACAAAAAUAAAUAAAAUGUUGUUUUUGUGUAUACAUUAAACAACAGUUACAAGGGGAGUAGAAAAUGAAACUAGUUAGUAAUUGUUGUAAUAUUGUUUACUGUACUGUUGUGUACAAACAAAACAAUAAUGUAAUAUAUAUUUAAUUAUAAAUAUAAGAAAAAUAUUAAGUAUAUUGAAUAUAGAGGGAAUCCAGAAGUGGGAGUUAGGUGAAAAGAGUUCUGAGCAUGCGGUGAAAGGGAAUUUCAAGUUUACAAUUUAAAAAGUCUAAUAAGAUACUUACAUCAUCUUCCAUUAGUAUUAAUUUACAUUCAAGAAGACUAUUGAAGUGUUUUUGAAAAUGAUCACUGGAUAAUUGAAGCAAUUCGGAGAGUUCUGUACAUUUGUAAACGUCACGAUUUUCAAAUAGUAACAUGAUUGCCAUUUGAAAUGUUUGCAUGGUAACCAGGUAUGGCUUUGAUAAAUAAUUUAAUUUUAACUCUCCUAUAGAGUAUAAAUAAUUUUAGAAAAAAUAAUAUUUUAGUAGCGAGACAAUAAUUAUACCUUGACAAUGAUGAUGAAGCCAUGUUAAUUUUCGACCAUUAAAUUUUGCUUUGUAGAACUCUUCAAACUAAUAUAAAUCAAUAAAAAAAAACAAAUAAUUUGUCAUCAAUAUUCAAUUAUAAAUAUUUUAAAUACAUACAUAUUGCAUACAAGGUAUUAAUUCUUUAGGAAUAACAAAUGAUGACACAACAGAAGAUCCCAAGGGCCAAGCUCCAGUUUGCAAUACAUACAUAGAAAAAGAAAUAUUUAAUUCCUCUCCAGUUUUAAGAAAUUCAUUAUGAAAUUUUGCAUUUAGUCCUUCAGAUACUCUAAUAUCGGUAAACAUUCUGUGUAAUUUAUUGGUGAAUUCAUAACCACACGCUUGCUAAAAAUAAAAACAUAAUAAUAUAUAUUAAUUAAAUAAAUAAGAAAAUUGGAUGUACUUAAAUUAGUUUACUUUAAGUUUAUUGAUCAUUCCUUCUUCACCAUCCAUGGACUGACUUUGAUGAUGUAUUAACCGUUUUGCCAGAUGUCUCUGAUAAAACUUUUGAAAUACAUCCUUAUCAUCUAUAUACUUAAAUAUAGUAAUAGACUGUAAUAACUUGCGGUCUAUUUCAUAAUCAAACAUGCCUUUCGACGUUUUUUUUAAUAAAUUGUCACAAUAUUUUGAUAAAUAUUCAGGAGAUUUUGAUGGUAGAUUUUUCACUGGUUUAUAAUUUAUGAUUACAGUAAAUGCUUUAUCAAGAGCACUACUAAAACUUAAAUCAUUUUGAAACACUUCAAUAACCAUACAUUUGUACUUUUUAUGUACAGCUAAUACCUCUUCAACAAAAUGUAAAUAAAUCUAUAAAAAAAAAUUAAUUUUUUUGAUACUAUAGUAAUUCAAAGAAUAUAAUUAAAAAAAAAUAUACUUGUUCUUGUUUUAAAGAUUCAAUAACUCGAAUUCCGUGUUGUUUUAUGUGUUCUCUAAAAAUGUCGACCAAUGUAGUCAUUCCAUUUUUGAUAUCACGUAGGAGUAAAUAAAUAUGUAGCAUGUCUUCUCGGCGCUCUUCUUUUAUCAUAGCUUCACUUUCUCCAUGUAAAACAUCCAAAUGGUCACCUACCAUAUGUUUUCGACACCGUUCACGUAAUUUGUCAUAUGUGCUAAGAGAAAUUAAACAAAUGAUUGAUAGGUGUUCAAUAAUAUUUAUGUAACUUUUAAUUUAAGAACAAUUACCUGUCAUCAAAAAUUUUUUUUGACAUUAGUGAUUCUUCUUUCAUUAUUUCUAAAACUUUAACCAUAUAUUCAGAUACUGUGCAUUCUUGUAGUAAUCUCGCAGCUUGACAUUUAAAGUAUUCACUACUUUGUUUUAGUAAAGGCUCCUCAAAAUAAACUUGAUAUAACUGUGAAUAAAAAAAUAUAUUUUUUUCUACGUAAAAAUUAUGAUUAGGUUUUAGGAUGUAGACUAGGGUGGUCCUUAGUUGUAUAAGUAAUUUUAAGAUUCCGAGUCGGAGUAAAGAAGCUUAUGGUUUUAGAAAAAUGUUUUUUUUUUUUUUAUCUGUGUGCAACUUUUCUAUCAGAAAUCUUGCUUUGAUUUUUAAGUGUAGUAACUCUUUUGAAAGGAAAUUGGUGUGGAGAGGUACUUUAGGGAGGUCAUUUUUUUUGAUUUUCUCAAAAAUGUGAAAAAUUUAAGAAAAAUGGGAAAAUUGGUACUUUUAAUAAAUAUUAUUAAAGAAAGUAUACAAUACCUAUUUAAUUAUUUUACUAUAAUAUGACUUAUAUAUAUAUAUAUAUAUUGUUGACAAAGCCUUAUUAUCAACUGAACUCUGCUCAGAAUUGUUUUUUCAUUAAAAUGGUUUAUCGUGGCUUACAGGUAUACAUUAAAUUAGUAGCUGCAUCUAUCCUCAUUAUUCUAGGACAGCUUUUUUUAAUGAUACCCUUAUUUUGUUUUAGUAAGUAUAAAAAUACUGUACACAAAAUUCUAUACUAAUUGAUUACGUUUAACUCGUGCCCCAAAUCCUUCAAAGUUUAAUACUACAUUUUUCUUGAAAUUAUCACAUUUACUUUUAAUUUUUGGUUGAUAUUACUUAACAAUGAUAGUGAAUAUCUAUAUAUAGUGCAUAGCUAUUAGACCUUUUUUUUUUUAAUCUUAUAUUGUAGUUUGGUAAAUUGCGAUAAAGUCAAAUACUAAACAUUAAGUGUAUAUUAUAUUAUGUUUCCGUGGAAUAUUACAUACUUGUAUAUUCUAUUGUAAUACAUAUUUUGUACCUGUUAUUAAUAUUGUGUAUACUCAUAUAAUGUUGUAUGAUAUUGUAAAUUGGAUCAAAUAAAAAUAUGUUUAAAGUAAUAUUCUAUAAUCUUAGGAAAGUAAAACUCAAUACAAAGCACAGUGUUUCUUUAUUAAUAAAAGAAACAAUAUCAUUUUAAGAAAAAACCUGUAUACUAACCAGAGAUAUUCCAUGUUGCAUAGACAAAUUAUAAUGUUUAUAUAAUGAAUGGAGGAGCUAACAAAAACAUACUAGAUAAAAUAUAUAUGUAUAAAAAGAAGAAACACUUAAAGGAAAAUUGUAAGAUUUUCAUUCAAAGUACUUUUUUUUUUUUUUUAAUUUUUAGAUCGGUUUAAUGACUUCGAUGUACCUAGAUCUGGCCGAUAUAUAUUGAUUAAUUGUUUUUCACGAGUGAUAUUAUCAAUUAAUCGGAUAUAUCAAUAUAAUCGAAAUCGAAGCAUUUAUAUAACUUAAAAAUAAAUAUCGAUAGUAUCAAUUAUUUCAAUCCAAUUGACUAUCAAACAUGACAAAUAAUUAUCGUGAAUAUAUAAAUUGCUUCUUCAAAAUAUAUUGAUUAAUCGCAAUAAUUAUUUUGACACAAUCGACUGUUGAGUCAAACAAAUAACUAUUGUGCAGACGUAGAUGGACCUCCACUCAUCUCCAUUCAUCACAGCUACUUUAAGUUAUAUAUAAUUGGUUUUUUCUAUAUCUGUUAUAAUCUGUUUUAUAAAUGAUUUACUUCUUCCAGCUUUUCCGCUUCUUAUUGUCGUUAUCUAUUCAUUGUUUCUCAUUAUAUGUCCAAUCCAUUUUUUCCUUCUUUCACCAAUUGUUUUCUGUUUUUUCAUUCUUAAGUAUACUUCUCCAAUUUUAACUUUCCCUAUUCAAGGUAUAUUAAGCGUUCAAAAGCUUCAAUAUUUUUUCUUUCCGAUAUGAGUAUAGUUCAUGUUUCUGCCCCAUAGAGGACUCUUUAUAAGAGUUUUUCUGGUUUCCAGACUAAUAGUGUUUGUUGGUUUUUAUUAUAUAAUUGCUGGUUAGCUUGUGCUAUUCUGCUUUUUAUGUCCAUCUUGCUAUUUCUAUCAUAUGUAAUUUUCUCUAAAUAUGUAAAACAUUGAACAGUUUUCAGCUUCUCAUUUUCAAUUUUUAUGUUUGAAAUCAAUACUUGCUUGCUGCAUAUUAGUAUUUUUGUUUUGUUCUUGUAUAUUUUCAUUUUGUACUCUUUACAGCUAUCAUUUUUUAUUUCUGUUAGCAUGUUGCCUAAUUCUUCUUCACUUUCCGCUAUCACUGCUGUCGUCUGCAAAACGCAACAUUUGUACUAGCAUACCAUUCAUUUUUUUUCCCCAAAUAACUUCUUCCCUUAAUUUUUUUAGUACAUUUUCAAACAUAUAGAUUAAAUAGUGUGGGUCAUAAGUUGACACCCUUGUCUAACUCCUUUUUCAAUAUUUGCUUCUUCCUAUGAUCACAUCAUUUAAUUUCAAUAUAACUUAUGAAUAAAUCUUCUAUCCUUAAUAAUUCUUCUCUUAUCUUUAGUAGUAAUCAAAAAGUAGUAGAUAAUUUUUUUUUAAAUUUAGUAGUAAAAGUACUAGAAAUGAAGAAUUUGAAAGAGCAUACAAAUUAAUAAGAUCGGGUUAUUUGUUUAGAACAGAUUAUAUACUAGUAGGAAAAAUUAAAUUAAAAGCUGGGCAACUUCGUACGUGGGUUCAGCCACUGUUGUAGGUGAGAAGUUGGAAAGGCAUUAGAUGGCAAAAUUAAUGUAUAUAUGCAAGUAACAAUAAACCGUUGUUAAUGAAAAAACAAUUUUAAGCGGAUUUCAGUUGAUGGUGUUGCUUUAUCAACAAUAUAAAUGCCAUAUUAUAGUAGAAUAAUUACAUAGUCAUAUACAUUUUCUUUAAUAAUAUUUGUUUAACAUUGUACUUAUUCUCCCGUUUUUCCUAUAUUUAAAGAAAUUUACAUUAAAGACAAUAAAAUGAAAAUUCUAGAAAAGAACAACAUUAUGAAGAAUGUAAAGCCAUGUUUGAUACAAGUGUUUUACGCCAUAUUUAUUACGGAUAUAUAGAAAACAAAUUUGUCAACCAUCUUUGGUAUUUCACAUCUGAAACAAUUGAAUUAACAGAUGCAACAAUACAAAAUAUUAAACGGGUCUAGCAUUAAGAAAAAUUGAUAAUGUGAAUUUAAAUAAAAAUGAAGAAUUUAUGAUAGUCUCAAAAAUACAUUUAAACAUAAAAGUUUGUGAAGUAUUAAAUAUUUUUAGUAAAAAUAUAGAACAAUUAAUUUUGUUUAAAACUUAUAUUUUUUUUUUAAUGAUUUUAUCAAUUUUAGUUUUAUUGAUUCACUACCUUAUUAAUAGUAAAACAAUAUAGAACACAAACAAGUAUAUGGCAUAGGUCAUAAUUUAAAUCUGGUAAAUGAGAUUGUCAAAUUAAUUGAAGAUAAUCAAAUAGGCUCAAUAAAUGAAGAUUAAAAACAGUAUACACUAUAAAUUGUCACACGAUAGCAGAAACGAUAUUUAAAAUAGCAAUAAAAGCACCAUAGAAUAGGUAACUAUUUUAAUUUACUAAAUACUAAAUAUUAAACAAUAAGACUAUGACACCUAAUAUAAUUAUUUUAGAAAUUUAAUUUUGCUCCUUUAAUUCAAUAAUACAUAUAUUAUAUAAUAUACUUGUUUAUGAAAAUUAUAUAAAGUAUAUUGUACCAAUUCAACAAAAUACCACUAAGUAAUAAUUUUUGGUAUUAUAAAUAAAUUUAAUUACUUCAAGUGGAUUUUUUUUCCUGAAUGCCUGGACGAUAACAAAUGAUUUAAUAACAGUAGAAAUUAUAUCAGUAGAUUUAGUCAUAGAUUUGAUGUGCCUUUGUUUGUCAAUCUCGUCUAACAACAAUUUAAGCAUACUAUCUUUUAGAGGCAUAAUCAUAUUGUGUUUCCAUAUAUCAAGUCCUAGUUCUCCAACCUCCAUCUGUACAUCAAUAUCAGGUGUUAUGUUGCCAUAUAAAAUUUCAGCUUCAGACAUUCUGUGUUUUUUAAUGUGUUGGUUAUUAAGGUAUCUAGAAAAAAAAUGUAUUUUAAUAAUGUAUUCUUUAUUCACAAUAUGUAUUUUUUAUUAAUAUUUAAUACAAUAAAUAAAAUACGUACUGGUAAAGUGAAUGUAAGUAUUUUACUCCUUUGCUAUACUUUUGCCAGUAUGUAUAAUAAUUUUGCAAAAGAUUUUCAGUACCUCCAGUUUGUAUGAUUGUUAAUAGUUCAAGGACAUGGUUCUCUAGGAAUAAUUUUGUAGAGUCAUAAAGCUGAUCACCAAGUGGCUCUGGAAAAGCCACACACAUAGAAUAAACAUCGUUGAACCGUUCAUUCCAUGCAUCCCUAGGAACUCGAUCUAGUGUUAUGACACCUUUCAUAGUUUCUUGUAAACUGUUCCAUUUUUCAGUAAAAUUUAUUGUUUUUGGUUUCAAUGACAUUUUUUUGGAAUAGGUACUUUAAAAAAAAAAAACUGAAAAAAAAAUUGUAUUUUAACUUAAAUUCAUAAUAAAUAAUCAUUAAUUGAACCAUUAAUUGCGAAGAACUUAAUUAAUGAAUAUUUUAUUGGACAUGAAUUAUUAAAUUAAUUUUGAAUAUUUUAAAAAUAGUCUAAAUAUUUAUAAACCACAACUAAAUUACUUAUAAAGUAACAAUGUAUUUUAAAUAAGUAUAAUAUAAUAAAACAGAUUAUUUUAUGCUAUUAAAAAAUGUAUGUAAAAAAAGCAAAAAAGCAAAACAUGUGAUAUUUAUAAUAUCUAUUACUUUUUUGUUUAGAUGUGAAUAAACCAAAGUAAAAAUGUAUAUCAUUUUGAAAAUUAUUUUUUUUAUACAUACCUAUGUACAUAAUAUUUUUAAUCUAAAACAAAAACGAUUAUAUUAGUCAAGAAUUAUUGUGACUAUUAAGAAAAAUAUCUAUAUUUUAUAAACUUCUAAAACCUUAAAGUGUAGUUUUCUUUUGUAUUCAUUGCAAUUGUCUAGUCAUUAACACUUUAAAGAUUGAAAUACUAGAUAAUAUAAAUAAACAGAACAUAUAUGUAUAAAAAUACAUAAUUGUGAAUUUGUGUUAAAAUAUAAUAUUUACACUAUUAUAAGUAAUAAUUUUUUUCUUUAUAAUUAAAAAACAGGUCUUAUUACUAGAUAUACGAAUACAAAUUUUAAUACAUUUGAAUCCAAUUUAAACAUUUUAUCUUAAGUAAUUAUCAACUUUUACUUUAAAAAUAAUCAUUAAUAGUUUUAGACUUCAGAUAAAGAUAAAAGAUCAACAUUUUAAAAACGUUAAUACUCCUAUAAAUACAUUGAAUUAAAAUUAGUAUGAUCAGAUGUUUGUUACUACUUAAUAAUACACAUUAAAUUAGGUAAUCAUUUUUAAACCUUAUUUAUUAAUAUUAAAUCAAAUGAUGAACACACAUAAUGCAUCACUAUUUAAAAGAAUGUUGGAUUUGACAUGUUGCAACCCGCAAUUAGAAAUGUGUUAAAUUUUAGAAAAUUAUUACCACACUUUGGUUUACCUUAGGGUGUCAGUGGUAUUGCUAAUGUCCGCUAUUCCAUAUCCCUGAGAUAGUUUUUUGUCCUUCGUCUAAUGAUCCAAUUUGUGAUAAUUAAUUAGUAAUUAUUAGAUAAUAAUAUUAAAUUAUCAAAAAGAAAUCGCAAUAAAAUUAAUCUUACUCAUACAUACUCAAUACUCAUAUAUUAAGAUCAAUAAGAUCAUAUUAAUUUAUUAUUAUCUAUCCAAAAUCCAAACACAAUUUAUGAUUGUGAUUCAGGGUGAAAAGGGGUACAGCAGUGUGACCAAAAUAAAUAGUUAAUUAUAAAGCUUAUAGUUUUCAAAUUUAUUUAAAUGAGUUUUCAUAAAACUGUAUUGAUUACGAACGAAAAUGUAAAAUAAUUAAAAAUUUGGAAAAAAAUACAUUAAGGAAUGCCCUAUUAUAAUAUUAUUAUUUUAACAAUUGAUAACGAAUGUUUUUAAGGUUAUGUUACAUAUUUUUAAAUUUGUUUUUUUUUUGUUUUUGAUUUUGAAGCACUUUGAUGUUUUCUAGUUUUGUUUCAGAUUUUCUAAACUUUGUUGUUUAAUUAAUUUUAUUUCCACGACAUGAGUUGGCCAUAAACAAGUUACAAUGGCAGCAAUAGAGGAGCAACAAUCAGUUCCAGAUAGAGAGCUGGAAGAGAUUAUAAAACUUACUUGGGGUCUGCAAGUACGACAAGAUAUAUUCCUACGAUGGACCCAAGGUGAGUCGUCGUAAUUAUUUAUUGACCGAUUACUCAAAUUAUCGUUGUCAGGGUUUUGUUUCAGUGACGACGAGCCUACAGCCCUGGUGCAGUUUGAGGGUGGACCAUGUGCUGUAUUAGCGCCAAUGCAAGCGUACAUCAUCAAAUACAUUAUCAACAAUAAGUUUAUUGAUGAAGAUUGGAAAAAAGUAAUAAGAUCAAAAAAAAUGUAAUCAGUAUAUUAUUAAACUUUUAUAAUAUCCCACAGGUCGAAUAUGAUGAUCAAAACCGUCUUUUGUGUAAAGCCGCUUGUGAUAUACUUUGCCAAGCGACAGCCGGCUGUGAUAUAUUAAAAUUUGUACAUAUUGAUGAUAAAGAAGCAUGUCCUGAAUAUUAUCAGUUUCAUUCAGUGCUUAAGUAUGUAUUUAUUUAAUUCUUAUAUAUGUACAUUGUUAAACUGUGUUUAAUUAUUAUUUUUUGGUUUUAGAGUAGAACAAGUCAAUAAAGAUAAUCUAGAGACUUUUUUUAGCAAUAAUAUUAGUUUUAUGCGCGAUACAUUUGGUGUUUUAUUAUUUUUAUAUACCGUCAUGCACUCUAAGGUAAAUAAAAUAUUUAUAAAAAAAUUAAAAUAUAAAUUUAUAGUUAUUUUUCCUUCAAAGGGUUUAGUUAAAUUAAAAGAAGAAAUUGGUGAUUUAGAAGUAUCAUUAAUUGAUAAAGAAUUUGGCUAUGGUAGUCAAAGUUUAAUUAAUAUGAUGAUAACUGGACGAGCAGUUUCUAAUGUUUUUAAUAAUGAUCAAAUAGUAGCUGGGCUAAGUAAGUUUAAUGUUAAAAUUAAAUAAACAAAAUAUAUUUUAAUUAUUUUACUGUCGUAGAAUUGCAAGGCAUUGAAAAACAAAGUGAAAUUGGAUUUAUGACUUUAUUGGAACAUUUAAGGUAUUGUCAAGUGGGAACUUAUUUAAAAAAUCCUUGCAAUCCAAUCUGGGUGUUGGGUAGUGAUACUCAUCUCACUGGUACUUAAAAGCAUUUUCAAUCAGGUUACAAAUUACAAAAACUAGUAAGUUAAGUCUCAAUAUAUUCAAUUAUUACAGUACUGUUUUCAUUUAACCGUAACUUGGUAAGCAUGGAAACUCAAGCAGAUAUUGCUAGACGAACAUUUAAGUUAUUUGAUGAAGGUGGGAACAAUUUCAUAAGUACUCAAAGUCUAAAACCAUUGUUGGAAAAAUUAGAUCUUGUUUCUGAUGAAGAAUAGUAUGUAAAAAUAAUGCGAUAUUAUAUGCUAUAAUAUUAUUGUAAAUUGUCUGAAAUAUAAUAUAAUUAUUAUUUUUAGUGUGAAUUUAAUUUGUUCAAAAUUGGACUCUGAAGGAUUGGGUAUUAUAUUACUGCCAUCGUUUAUGGAUGAAUUUUUUUCUGAGCAAGAAGUUAGAACUCCAGAUGUUUUCAUAGUGUUUCAUUACAACGGACAGCCAAGAUCUAAUCCUAAUUCUAAGGUCACUUAUAUAGAAGGUAAUGCUGUUAUUCAAGAAUCUGAUGUUAUAUGUAUAUCUGAGGACAACAACUUGCAAUCUUGUUUACAAUCUAAGUGGUCAUUUAUUGAAAUACAAUGGAAAGGAGGAGUAACGCCUUCUAUUAAUUAAACUUUAAUAACUGAAUAUAACUAAGAAUUGUAAAACCAUAAUAUUAAUAUCGUUAAAGAAACAAACUUAAACAAAUUGCUUAGGAUGUUUUUUUUUCAAUUUUUCAAUUGUUUAACGAGAUAUAAAAAUUGUGUGCCCCUAUUAAAUAAUAAUUUUCUAUUUAAAUAUUUAUUUUACAAAGUAUAAAAUUAUUAUUUUGACAAGCAAAUAAAAUAUUGAUUUGUCUAAAACAAAAGUAGGUCUCAUAUUUUUAAAAAUAGUUUGUAUAUAUAAUAUUAUGAUUUAAUUAUAUUCUGUUAUGUAUAAAAAAAAAAAAAAAAACCAAUAAUGAUUAAAAAGAUGUUUGUUUAAUAUAAAAUAAACUUUAUAUUUUCUAAUACAAAUAAUUUUAUGAGCUUUCAAAAUUUGUGAUUUACAUUUUAAUAGUUUUAGUACAAUAAUAUUAAGACUUGUAUAAAUGUUCAAAAAAUUCCAUGAAGUGUGUUUUAUUGAAAGAAAUUAAUCAAUGACAAAAUAUUGAGUUUGUAAAAAUAACUUUUAAAGACUGUUGAAUUUUUUAAUCGAGACAUUUAAUUUGUCUUCCAUUCUAAUAACAGGGCAAAUUAAUGUAUCUAUUAAUAUAUUAUAAAAUAUAUAAAUUUAUUUUUGUGGUACAGAUUUGUUAUGACUCUUAAUUUAUUAUAAAAUUGAUUUGUCCAGUUUAUUGAAGUAAUAUAACUUUGUUCUAUAGUUAUUAACUUAAUAGGUACAAGUUAUCUGACAGCAGGAAUUUAAUAAAUUUGACUGCAGUACCAAUAUUAACCUAUUUAUCUGAAUAUUAAUCUUUAACAGUGAAUAAUUUAUUUUCAGUUAAUUAUAAUCACUGAAUAUUUUCCUUGGCCACUGGUCACUUUUGAGUUUUCAGAUUCAACAUGCAUGCUAGCCCAUUAUUAAUUACUGCUGUAGUAGUCAUAAGUUAAAUACAAUAGGGAUCAUCUCAGAUUAUUGUUAUUUUGUUAGUUUAUAUUUUCAUUACCUUCAUUAUUCUCUGUAACAGUAUAUAUUUAAUUCAGAUCAUGUAUUUUGCCCAUUAACAUAUUGAUAAAUAUUUAAGUACCUAUAUGUAUCUGGUUUCCCCCUUUAAAAUUAGAGAUGGAUAAAUCCAAAAGUUUUAGAGAAAUAAAACCACUUAUAUAUAUUUCAAAUAAGUAAAUUACCAAAUUAAUAAUAAAGGUACAUUAAAAGUUCACUUAAAUAUUAUCCUAUGUACUUGUAUUGUUUGAUGAUAAUGUCUGAUAACAUAAUAUCUCAAUUAUACAUUUAUUUGCUGAUUAUAUAGUAAUUGCACCCACAAAAAAAACAGGGUACCAUUAAUAAUGUGUGGAUAAGAUAUACAUAUAUGUCAAACAAAAAUAAAUAUAUUUAUUAUAAAAUAAAAAUCCAACAUAUAUUUUAAUAAAAAAAUAUGUAUCAUAUAUUUAUUAUUUAAUCAAAGAACAUAAUUUUAUACAAGUUAAUAAAUAUACAUAGGUAACUUUUUACUAUUUGAUAUCAAUUUAUAACAAAUAAUAAACUGAUCUAAUUAAUAUAUAAUUUCAAUAACAUAAAUUUUAUCACAUGUAUGUGUACAUUAGAUGAUUAAUUUAGUAUAAAUUAAAACUCAUAUUUAUGGUAAACUAUACUAAAAUUAAUGAAUAUUUUUUAUCGUUGAAAAUAAAGAUACUUGAAUUAAAAUUAAAUAAUAACUUUAAAAAGUUAAAUAAUUAGUUUUAAAAAUGAGCCUGAUAAUAAUUCAAACAUUUUUAAAAUUAAAACAAAAUUAACUGAUAUAAAAAAUCAUCUUUGUUUUCAAAUUUAUAUCAAUUGAUAUUUAAAAAACUUAAAGAUAAAUUAUUUCACCUCUUAAAUGAACAAAAUUGCACAUUAUUAUUAAUUUAUGGUUUAAAAUGUAUAUCUUAAAACUAGAAAAUAUGGUAAUAAUAAAUAAUAAGUUAAUUUAUACAUUUUUGACAUAUUUAUUAAUAUCAACUUAGAUAUACUUAGAUAUUGGAUCACUAUUUCAGUCGUAUACCACCAAAGACUAUGAUUAUCUUAUUUUUAGUCCUCAUAUACUGCUUAAUAGUCAACAGGUAAUUAUUUGUAUUUGUAAUUACUAUAAAAAAAAUACAUUAAGAUAAAAAUCCCCCCUCCCUCCAUUAAAUUGAUCAAAAAAUUAAAAUUAAACUUGAACAAAUAUAAAAUUGAAUUUAAGACAAUAAUAAUUAAAUAUAUUAUAAUUUUGUUCAUUAGUGAACCGUUCAUAAUCAUUCUUCAUAAUAAUCAACAGAUUUAACAUUACAAUAUGGUAAUUAAAUAUUAUGGUCUGCCAUUUGUGGUUCUUGAAUAUUUCUAGAGUUAAAACA